Molecule: messenger RNA, 180 nt
Organism: Clunio marinus
Lineage: Eukaryota; Metazoa; Arthropoda; Insecta; Diptera; Chironomidae
Source: the annotation of a GenBank genome assembly
AUGCUUCGUCGUGCUUCAAACGUUCAACUCAUUACAGUUAAAAAACUUUUUCUCAUUUCUGAGUUUAAAAAAUAUUUAAAACGAGAAAGAUUUUCGGCAUGGAGCUGUGUGAAUGCUGAAGCUAAUUUACAUGAAAUGAAGUUAAAAAGUACUGAACACGAGUAUUUUAAUAACUCUUAA